AUGGUGAUGCUCUUCUGUGCGAUUGUUGGUGUGGCGGGAAGUGCUUUCUCCGUGCGAGUGGACGAGAGCGACUCAGUGGAUGACCUAAAAGAGAAGAUCAAGGGGGAGAAGCCGAACGACUUCAAAGAAGUCGAUGCAGACAAGCUGCAGCUCUUCCUGGCGAAGACGGAGAAAGGCGCCGGGGCGUGGCUGACGGAGAAAGACGUGAUGGAAGGUGUUAGCGACACGAGUGAUUUGAAGCUGCUGGGAGCGGCGCGAGUGAGGCUACGGCGUGUGGGGUUGUCGGAUAGGGAAGUUGGCGGAGUGGAUGAAGCAGAACCAGCAGAAGGGAGAGGCCCUGUGAACGUGCUGGUGGUGGUACAAAGUCAUGUUCGCGUUGACAUUGGCGAAACCGGUUUUAGAGCGCUGAAAUAUAACGUACGUAUUCUCACCCUAUUGGGAUAUGCUGUUGCUAAUUUCUCUUCAGAGCGGGGUAUAGACGAUGGAUCAUCAACGUACAAUGCUUCGUACCUGUCAUUUUGGCGAUCAUUACAAUCAUUGUUUUGGCCUUUGGAGAAAACCCAACAGACGAAAAAGGAUAUAUAA
Molecule: messenger RNA, 585 nt
Organism: Phytophthora infestans T30-4
Lineage: Eukaryota; Oomycota; Peronosporomycetes; Peronosporales; Peronosporaceae
Product: Crinkler (CRN) family protein
Exons: 1
Coding region: 1-585 (194 amino acids)
Source: RefSeq, a predicted model, not a curated record